UGGAAAGUGAAGAAGUGAAUGAAGAUCAUCAGAAGAUCAUGACUGCAGAACAAUCACAGACUGAAGAUGAUUUCUCCCAGAAGAGAACAGGAGCCAAGAAAUCUCCGUUCAUCUGCGCUCAGUGCGGGAAGAGUUUCACGCUCAAAGUCAACCUUAACAGCCACAUUAGAAUCCACAGCGGAGAGAGAAACUACAGCUGUCUGCAGUGCGGCAGCAGCUUCUUCAAGAACGCAGACCUGAAGAGACACCUGCAGACUCACAGUGGAGAGAAACCCUUCAGCUGCUCGCACUGCUCCAAGAGCUUCACACGCAAGGAGAGUCUGGAGAACCACAUCCGGAUCCACACGGGAGAGAAGCCCUUCACCUGCCUCCUGUGUGACAAGAGCUUCAUCCGCAAGGGACACUUCAAGAACCACAUGCGGAUUCACUCCGGAGAGAGGCCUUUCACAUGCCACGAGUGCGGGAAGAGCUUCACACAGGCUACGAUCCUCAGAAACCACCAGCACUCGCACUCUGGAGAACGACCCUUCGGCUGCGAUCGGUGCGGGAAGAGCUUCAUCUCAGCAAAGCACCUGAAGAUACACCAGAAAAUCCACCAGAAGCUCUUGCUGUGCUCCUUCUGUGGAAAGAUGUUUUCACAGCUGGGUUACCUGAAGGAGCACCAGAAGAUCCACACCGGAGAGAAAGCUCACGUGUGCUCGGUGUGCGGGAACAGCUUCUCCAGAGCCAAAUAUCUGAAGGAACACCAGAAAGUCCAUACGGGAGAGAAACCCUACAAGUGCUCGCACUGCGACAAGAGUUUCAGUCAGUCGGGGAACCUGAAGAUACACGAGAGAGUUCACAGCGGAGAGAAACCGCACCGCUGCCCGCCGUGUGGACGGAGCUUCAUCACCUCCAGCGCUCUGCUGUCGCACCGGAGAAACUGUCUCCAGAAGUUACCAAAUGAGCAGAAGUCAACAGAGAAACUCAGAUGUUAUCUUGCAAAGUCAUUUUCUUGAACAUCUACAUGCUGGAGAGUAGCAGCUCUUUCUACACGACGUUAGCUGUGUGCAGUAGCAUUCAUCAGACAAUGCUGUGUAUUAUUUCUCCAUGCAUAUCCUUAAAUUCAUUGUAUCAGUCACAGUUUGUGAGAGGUGGUGAACUGAAAAGUCGUGCAGUGAGAACGUGAGAUCAGAAGAGUGUUGGAAACCUAUCAACUACAGCAUUGAUGAAAAUGUGAAAUAAGGACCUUUGCAAUACACAAACUGUGUACUUUGCAUUGUUUGGCCACAUGUUCAUUCAUUGCUAAAUAAAGUACAUUCAUAUUAUUUAUUUAUUACUUUAACUAAGACCACUGUAUUGUACAUUAUGAAAUGUCAAUAAA
Sinocyclocheilus grahami is the source of this 1363-nucleotide messenger RNA. Its product is annotated as gastrula zinc finger protein XlCGF7.1-like. NCBI's taxonomy places the organism in Eukaryota, Metazoa, Chordata, Actinopteri, Cypriniformes, Cyprinidae. The transcript has a single exon. Gene Ontology annotation, biological process: regulation of gene expression. Gene Ontology annotation, cellular component: nucleus. The record is from RefSeq and is a predicted model, not a curated record. The coding region runs from base 39 to 998 and encodes 319 amino acids.